UGUUUGGAAUCGCGUUUAUCUGAUUAUUAAAAAUGGCCAGAAAUUCAGAAAAAGCCAUGACAACAUUGGCUCGAUGGAGGGCAGCCCACAUUGACAACAAAAAAGACAAAGAAAUUAGACCUUACCUAGCCACAGAAUGUGAUAAUCUUCACAAGGCAGAGAAGUUUAGAAGACAAAUCAUUGGAGAAGUUUCAAAGAAAGUUGCACAAAUUCAAAAUGCUGGGCUUGGGGAGUUUAAACUAAGGGAUUUGAAUGAUGAAAUAAACAAACUGAUAAGAGAGAAACGACAUUGGGAAGAUAGGAUAAAAGAUCUCGGAGGUCCAGAUUAUAAACGCAUUGGUCCUAAAAUGCUCGAUAGGGAAGGCAAAGAAAUUCCAGGUAACAGAGGUUACAGGUAUUUUGGAGCCACAAGGGACUUGCCUGGAGUAAGGGAACUAUUUGAAAAAGCACCCCCACCACCUCCAAAGAAGACGCGCGGGGAAUUCAUGCAGAACGUUGAUGCGGAUUAUUAUGGCUACAGAGAUGAAGAUGAUUGCAUCAUAUUUGAACAAGAAGCUCAGAAAGAAGCUGAAGUUGAAAUUUCAAUAUUUGCUCGUAAACAACCUUCCAAGGUUGAACCAGGCAUGGAGACCUGCCAUGAGAACCACUUGAAGAGUUACCACGUUCCCGUACCUUCACAAAAAGAGAUCGAACAGGCGCUGGUGAUAAGGAAGAAGAGGGAGAUCCUGGAAAAGUACGCCAGUGAGGCCCUGCAGGUCAGCGAGGAGGAAACAAAAAAAUUAUUAGGCAUCCUUUGAUCUUGCUGGUCCCCAUGCUUCUCUAUGACUGACUGAUUGAUUGUUUUUUUUGUUGCUUUCUUUCAAUUAUAAUAAUAUUAUUAAUAAAAUAAAUAGCGCGAGAUGUGUUUUUUUUAAUUCCUAAACUAUUAAUAACACAUUAAAGACAUCUGUCUCUCUUUAUCCGAUAACCAUUUUUGAAAAACGAAUAUACGCAAUUCUAUGAUAUUGUGUAUUUAUCACAAAAAUUAUGAAAUAAUAAAAUUAUGUUGUAUUCAAA
Helobdella robusta is the source of this 1056-nucleotide messenger RNA. RefSeq lists its product as hypothetical. The record is from RefSeq and is a predicted model, not a curated record. Gene Ontology annotation, biological process: generation of catalytic spliceosome for second transesterification step; mRNA 3'-splice site recognition. The coding region runs from base 33 to 797 and encodes 254 amino acids. NCBI's taxonomy places the organism in Eukaryota, Metazoa, Annelida, Clitellata, Rhynchobdellida, Glossiphoniidae. Gene Ontology annotation, cellular component: post-mRNA release spliceosomal complex; Prp19 complex; catalytic step 2 spliceosome. The transcript has 10 exons.